This is a messenger RNA of Sycon ciliatum, 1212 nucleotides long. RefSeq lists its product as uncharacterized. The transcript has 7 exons. The record is from RefSeq and is a predicted model, not a curated record. Lineage: Eukaryota; Metazoa; Porifera; Calcarea; Leucosolenida; Sycettidae. The coding region runs from base 379 to 1212 and encodes 277 amino acids.
AUAUUCUUCAGCUGCGGGGUACAUCAGAGAGUGUACAUAAUACUCUUGUUUCCCUUCUCUCUCUUUAGUUAGUGAUGGAUUGAGCUGUGAGGAGGAGUUUAGGGGAAGCAAAGCAAUUGGAUGAAGUCCUGUCCAGUGAAUCCGAAGAAGAGACUCCUACAGUUCAGAGAGAAACACGGCCCAGUGGUAACUCGGACCCAAGAGAAAGACACCGAAACGCACAGGUGCUGACCAAUGCAUGCCUGUGCGCCUUUCGAUGCGACAAGAACCGAAACUGCGAAAGGGACGGCUCCUUCAUAAGGGAGCGUUAGUCUUCGCCUACCUUCCUGUGUAAGAGGACAAGAAGAGAGGGCCACUUUCUCCUUCCCGCAAGCAGCCAUGGCGACACCAAAGUCCAGGAGACGAGCCAGCACGCUAGCAUGGUCACGGCAGGUCUUCUUUAUCUUCUUGACCAGCGUCUCGAUGAGAGGGCUAUGCACACCAGCACCGCAACUUACAGGUUACAUCAACCUUGUACCAGACUUGGAAGUGUGGACCACCCUUGAAAACAAAGGCCGCAACCUGACCUGUUUUCAUUCAUCUUCGGUUACCCUGAACGGAACUCAAUAUCCGAUCGAGAUUACAUUGAUACGGUGGCAUGUCAACGGCACCACUCUGCUGCCAGUAGUUGGACAAGAAUACUACGUACACGGCGAUAGCGUGUCCGACAGCGGACGAUACACGUGUACAGUCAGCUACAAGCUGACUAUUCAGGAUGGAUGGGCAUUGAGCACAUCCGCACAUUUCCACGUCGAUCUUAUCAUCGUCAGCUCGGCGGACGAGUUCAAUCAAGUCCUGCGUCCCAUGUUCAGCAAUGCCCAGCUCCAGCCUCCACACGGACAUCUCAUGGCCAAGUCUGAUGUUCAACUUCUCCAGGCACAGUCCAAGACAUUUGACUGCUCCGCUUCGGCAAGAACCGUGGACCGGAAUAAGACCAUGUUUCGCAUAUCCUACAAGGUUUACCACGACGGAACCUUAUUCUCUACCAGUCCGAAAGUCCUUCUAAACCCACCGAAGUCCCAAACGAUUCGAGAUUCUGGUGGCCAAGCUACUCGUCUUCUGUCGGACACAGCUGCUGAGGCAUCUUCUUCCUCAACAUUUGUUACGCGCGAUGGCAGCUCCUCAGCAGAGUAUCUGGGCUCCCUGCCCCAACCAUAUGUGGCGGUGGGUUGA